CGUGAAUUCGAGGAACUCCAGCGCUCUGCUCAAAUGCCUCUCUCGUCCCCGACGCUUUCCCGAGGAGAAGCAGAGGCAGAGCUUUCGCUACAUCCCGACGCUCGUAAACCUAUCGUACCCGAGUUCGAAGGCGAUGUCAAUCCGUUGACAGGGGAAGAAGGUGGCCCGAAGAGGGAACCUGUUAAAAGUUGGAAUGAUGAUGGCGGGGACUGGAGCUUCAAGGGUCGAGUCUCUGACUUUUAG
This is a messenger RNA of Serpula lacrymans var. lacrymans S7.9, 243 nucleotides long. RefSeq lists its product as uncharacterized. The record is from RefSeq and is a predicted model, not a curated record. The transcript has a single exon. NCBI's taxonomy places the organism in Eukaryota, Fungi, Basidiomycota, Agaricomycetes, Boletales, Serpulaceae. The annotation marks the transcript as partial. Gene Ontology annotation, biological process: mitochondrial respiratory chain complex II assembly. Gene Ontology annotation, cellular component: mitochondrion.